CAUACCCAAUCUAACCCUAACAUCAUUGCACCUCCUUCAAGGCAGUCAACAAAAAUCCGAAUCCAAACACACCGUCUGUCUCUCUCGCUCGCUCUCCCCCUUCUGCUAUUCUCUUUCUCUCUCUAAAACCCUUGGCUUAUCUCUCUUCGCAUGCUCUGCUUCCAUGGCGGUGGAAGCUUCGAGAUCGAGCUCGUCGGCCGAUUCCUACAUCGGGAGCUUGAUUAGUUUGACAUCCAAAAGCGAGAUCAGGUACGAGGGCGUUCUCUACAACAUCAACACCGAGGAGUCCAGCAUCGGAUUGCGAAACGUAAGGUCAUUUGGUACAGAAGGACGAAAGAAGGAUGGUCCCCAAGUCCCUCCAAGUGACAAAGUUUAUGAGUACAUCCUAUUUCGUGGAAGUGACAUCAAGGAUUUGCAGGUUAAGUCUUCACCUCCUGUUCAGGCUACACCACCUAUAAACAAUGACCCUGCUAUUAUUCAGUCUCACUAUCCUCGCCCAGCUACCACAUCUGCAAGCUUGCCAUCUACUGUUAGUGGGCCUUUGCCAGAUCUUAGUUCCCACAAUGCACAGUUGGGACUUCCUGGGUCAACUUUUCAAGGUGGUCUGCCUUUAUAUCAACCUGGAGGGAAUUUAGGAUCCUGGGGCCCUGCACCGCCUCCCCCUACCGCAAAUGGCAGUGGCCUUACCAUGCCUAUGUAUUGGCAAGGAUACUAUGGUCCCCCAAAUGGGCUUCCUCAUUUACACCAACAAUCUUUGCUUCGGCCCCCACCUGUUCUGUCAAUGCCUCCAAUGCAAUAUCCUGGUUUCAAUGCCUCUUUACAGCCAGGAGCUCCAAAUUUGCCUGGUUCGAAUCUACCGGAAUAUUCUUCUCCUUUGCUUCCAACCAGUAGUGGUUCCCUUAAUUUAACCUCUACUUCUUUAUCACCAUCUACUCUGCCUUCAAAUCUGCCUUCAAGUAUGCCUUCAAUUCUGCCUUCAAGUAUGCCUUCAAUUCUGCCUUCAAGUAUGCCUUCAAUUCUACCUUCAAGCAUGCCUUCAAUUCUGCCCUCAACUCUGCCUUCUGCAUUGCCUCCUGUACCAUCUGCUGCUUUAGCUUCUGAAACCUUAUCCAGUUUGAUGCCAAAUAAGGUUCCUAAUCCUACUCUUCCUUCAGUAACACUAGGUAUUAGCUUGCCAUUAGUCACUCCUUUGAAUACAUCCAGUUCGGAGAUAAAUGCUAUUGCACCACCAAUUUCUAACAAGCCUAAUGCAGUUUCUGGUCCAACAUUGCCUUAUCAAACCAUAUCUCAGUCAAUUCCCUCUGUUGGGACAUCUAGUCCAAAUCAUCCAGAAAUAGCAGCACCUUCACUGGUAACCCCAGGUCAGUUGUUGCAGUCUGGACCAACCACAAUUUCUUCAUCUCCGUCUUCACAAACAGCUCACAAGGAUGUGGAGGUGGUUCAGGUAUCAUCAUCAGCCUCACAAGAAUCAUCAGUUCCGGUGUCAGCAGAAGCUCAGCCACCGAUAUUACCUCUACCAGUACCUUCUCGAACUGUUCAAAAGUUGAAUGGUGCUCCUUUCCAAGGUCGUCAUGGUUACCGGGGACGUGGAAGAGGAACAGGGGGCUCACGUCCAGUGACAAAAUUCACUGAGGAUUUUGAUUUCAUGGCAAUGAAUGAGAAAUUCAAGAAGGAUGAAGUAUGGGGUCAUCUUGGUAAAGGUAAUAAAUCUCAGUCAAGGGACAAAGAAGUUGAUGGAAAAGUCAGCGAUGAAGAUGAUUACGAAGAUGAAGAUGAUGCUGAAUUACCAAAGUUUGAGGUCAAGCCCAUCUAUAAUAAGGAUGACUUCUUUGAUUCCCUCUCUUGUAAUGCCCUUGACCAUGAUUCACAUAAUGGAAGGACUAGGUUCUCCGAACAAAUGAAGAUUGAUACCGAGACUUUCGGUGAUUUUCCUAGACAUCGGGGUGGUCGAGGUGGGCGUGGGCCCAAUCGUGGAGGGCGUGGUCGGGGUCCUUAUUAUGGAAGGGGUUAUGGCUAUGUUGGGAGGGGCCGUGGACGGGCUAUGCCCAGUCGUGGUCCCUAAGUGGUGCUUGGUAUCUCUUAACGUUAUACUACUAGGUAAAACCCAUAGCCCAAUUGCUCAGCAAAGCAUCAAACUGAUUUAGGACUAUGCUUGUAAUGUCUGUUUUUUCUUUUUUUUUUUUUUUCUUUUUCCUUUUCCUCUCUGGGUUGUCUAGAAAUAAGAGUAUGAUAUGCUUUGUGGUUUUCUGACUUGGUUAAUUUGUUGUCUUUGAAUAACAAUCCUUUCCUGGAGCUAAUCAAGAAGCAUUUGGUUUUGCGGUUAAUGUUAGUA
Molecule: messenger RNA, 2332 nt
Organism: Vitis riparia (riverbank grape)
Lineage: Eukaryota; Viridiplantae; Streptophyta; Magnoliopsida; Vitales; Vitaceae
Product: protein decapping 5
Exons: 8
Coding region: 164-2062 (632 amino acids)
Biological process (GO): P-body assembly; cytoplasmic stress granule assembly
Cellular component (GO): P-body
Molecular function (GO): mRNA binding
Source: RefSeq, a predicted model, not a curated record